This is a messenger RNA of Trichobilharzia regenti, 510 nucleotides long. Lineage: Eukaryota; Metazoa; Platyhelminthes; Trematoda; Strigeidida; Schistosomatidae. The record is from the annotation of a GenBank genome assembly.
AUGGCAGCUGCCAUGAAGCUCUAUACCGAAAAGCAAGAGCAGCUGGGAAAUGAGGAGAGGAACUUACUCUCUGUGGCAUACAAAAAUGUUGUGGGAGCUAGACGAUCAGCGUGGAGAGUUAUCUCAGGAAGUGAGGCCAAGGCAGCCAAUCAUCCUAAGAGAAAGCAAAUUGCUGAGGAAUGUCGCAUUAAAAUGGAAGAGGAAUUGAAUGAAAUAUGCAAUGAAGUUCUAACAUUAAUAGAUAAAUAUUUGAUGCCGAAUGCCACUAACAGUGAGAGCAAAGUAUUUUAUAAGAAGAUGGAAGUGUUUUAUUAUGAAAUCAAAAAUGAUCCCACUCAAGCCUGCAAUCUUGCACGAGAAGCGUUCGAUGCAGCUAUUGCCGAACUUGACCAACUACAAGACGAUUCCUACAAAGACAGCACACUUAUAAUGCAGCUUCUAAGGGACAAUCUAACGUUAUGGGCCACUGACCAACCAGAAGCGGACGACGUUGAUGCCGGUGACAACUGA